UAUGAGGAACAGACCUCAAAUAUGUCUGUGGCUAAGAUUGAUUGAGCAUAACUAAGAGGCCAUACUUUUUUACUUCUAAUUGAUUUUGGAGAUUUAAAAGGCUGUACACCAAAAUCAGCAAAGUUUGAAGGGAUGAGUUUAGGAUUGGUUCUGUUAAUAGUCUGUAGAGUUGGAUUGAGUUCAGAGUGUAGAUGGAACUAUACCAAUCCAGGGCCGAGGUAUGCAAAUGUACCGGCUAGCCUGUCUGUGAGUCCAGGACAAAUAUCUAAAAACCAGUUUCUCCACGUGGACUUUACCAGCACUCAGGAGCUAGACUCAUUCAGAAUUGGAGUUUUAAAUGGAAACAUGGAAUCCAUCGGGACCAUUUACCCACCUUACCCCCCACAGUUUAUGCAUCUCUCUCAACUACAGGUUCAAGAUUGCUGGGCAGUCAACACUAAACUUCAGAAUAGAUAUCUUUGGUUUCAAUGGGCAGAUCCUGAAUACACAGGAAUUGUAAAGGUUGUUGGGGAGGUAGUACAAGGAAAUACAACAUAUUCUCUACCUACAGUUUAUGCAUAUAUAAAUUAUGAUCCAAUAAGGAAGGUUCUAGCCUCAUUAUCUUAUCAACUCAACUAG
Eurytemora carolleeae is the source of this 618-nucleotide messenger RNA. RefSeq lists its product as uncharacterized. The transcript has 6 exons. The coding region runs from base 133 to 618 and encodes 161 amino acids. The record is from RefSeq and is a predicted model, not a curated record. NCBI's taxonomy places the organism in Eukaryota, Metazoa, Arthropoda, Copepoda, Calanoida, Temoridae.